AUGGCACAACAUAACUGUACUGAGGCCAAAGAGAAUUAUGGUGGUAAGUUUAGCUGUCCAUUACUUAUCGCAGCCUAUGUAUUUGCUGGUUUGGCUAUGAUGCUUAAUAUUAGACUAUCAUACAGCUCAGCUCCAUAUGCACUCAUUAGAUUCAGGUUGCCAGAAAACCUAUUCAGUGUAUUUGUUAGAAGAAUGGCAAGUGCUUUGGAGCUUUGGUGUCUACCAAGUAUGCUCCUAGGAAAUAUAAUGGACCUAGGGGUUAAAGGAGCUAUCGGCAGCGCCAACGAAGACAACAAGAAGUGGUGGAAAUUCUAUUGUAUCAUUUGGUCUUCCAUUAUUUGUCAGUGGUUAAAUUUCAUCACCUAUGUUAUUUUAUUGAUUGUAUACGUUAUAGGUGGUGACCAAGGUCGUCUAACAACCUUUUAUUGGACUAUUGCAAUAUCUGGUGUUGUUUUUGGUAUUAAUAUGACCCUGGUUUAUUCUGUUGACUUCUAUUAUAUACCUGUCUAUAUUGCUGGUGAAAAUUCAUUUCCAAUUGUGACCUCAUUCAUGCACUAUCUUAGUACUCUCAUGUUUGGUAAUAGGAGGAAGUGGAAUAGUGACUACCUAAUUGUCAUGAUUGAUAUUGGGGUAGCAAUCAUAAUAUCAUUUGCAGCAGCUGUGAUCUGGACAGUAGGGUACCUGUGUGAAGUUGAUGAUUCUACUGAAGUCAAGGAUAUGAAACACAUACAUGCAAAUGGAUUCGAUGGAAAAUUUUCUGAACAUCUGAUAUCACCAUUUUUGAUGGUAAUCGUAGGCAUGGGUCUAGUUUAUGCUAUAUAUCCUGGAAUAGCACCUGGUAUGAUUGUUCCAUUCUAUUUAAUUGAUAAGAUUGAAAUGGUACUUCUCAUAGCUACAUUCUUUCCGCCAGUAAUAAUAGCUAUCUUGAGGAAACACGCAUCAGAUUACUCGCCUACACACUUCGACAGAGGUAAAGCUCAGCCAUGGUCAACAUACACUGCUGGUGUGUUCUAUCUUAGUCUUAAUAUCCUUAUGGUUAUUAAGAUCUUACUUGCUGCCAUCUUUAUAUGUUCCCUUCACUAUAGAGACUCCAGCAUAUCCAGGUCAAUCGUUAAUCAACCUAAAAUGUCAACCGCACUAUCUAUUACAUUUUAUAUGUGUCAUGAAAUUCUACUGGCUGUAGGGUUUUCAGGUGUAAUAGGCAAUGAUGGAGGUGACUUCAUAUUGAUACCACAAUACAUUGGUGCCCUAUUCAUGAUAUUCCUAGCAUUCUACUCAGAAGGUUACAUUAAUGAGUAUAAAAAUCAUGAUCCUGAACAUUGGUCCAUUGACUGA
Messenger RNA from Theileria annulata, 1335 nucleotides. RefSeq names its product Tpr-related protein family member, putative. The coding region runs from base 1 to 1335 and encodes 444 amino acids. The transcript has a single exon. The record is from RefSeq and is a predicted model, not a curated record. NCBI's taxonomy places the organism in Eukaryota, Apicomplexa, Aconoidasida, Piroplasmida, Theileriidae.